AUGUUUGCAAGUGGCCGGGCGUUACAUGUCGCAGGAGCAAACAAAGUGAUAGGAUUUGGGAUUUGUAAGCAAUUGGCUUCUAAUGGGAUCACAGUGGUGCUAACAGCAAGAGAUGAGAAAAGGGGUCUUGAAGCUGUUGAAAAACUGAAGGAGUUUGGUCUCUCUGACCAUGUGGUUUUUCAUCAGCUUGAUGUGACUGACCCUAAUAGCAUUGCAUCCCUUGCAAAUUUCAUCAAAACCCAGUUUGGAAAACUUGAUAUCUUGGUGAAUAAUGCUGGAAUUCAUGGAGCAGAUGUUGAGCGUGAUGCUUUUGCAGCUUUAGCUGCCACUGCGGAAAAAGGUGCUUACGUUGAUUGGAGAAAAAUCAUUACUCAAAAUUAUGAAUCUGCAGAAGCAGGCGUUAGAACAAACUACUAUGGUGCCAAAGGAAUGUGUGAAGCACUUAUUCCCCUUCUAGAGUUGUCAGACUCACCAAGGAUUGUUAAUGUUUCCUCCGCCAUGGGGAAGUUGGAGAAAUUACCAAAUGAAUGGGCUAAAGGUGUCCUAAGUGAUGUUGAAAGUCUAACAGAAGAAAAGCUGGAGGAGGUUUUGAAUCAGUUUCUAAAAGAUUUCAAGGAGGGUUUAUUGGAAACCAAAGGCUGGCCUCCUGUUUCAUCUGCAUAUAUAGUCUCAAAAGCUGGUUUGAAUGCCUACACAAGGAUUCUUGCCAAGAAGUACCCAUCUUUCUGCAUUAAUGCUGUUUGUCCUGGCUAUGUGAAAACAGAUCUCAACUACAAUACUGGCCAUAUUAGUGUAGAUGAAGGUGCUGAAAGUGUUGUUAGAUUGGCUUUGCUACCUAAUGGAGGUUCUUCUGGCCUCUUCUUUUCUCGAAGUGAAGUGGCACCAUUUUGA
Gastrolobium bilobum is the source of this 891-nucleotide messenger RNA. RefSeq names its product (+)-neomenthol dehydrogenase-like. NCBI's taxonomy places the organism in Eukaryota, Viridiplantae, Streptophyta, Magnoliopsida, Fabales, Fabaceae. The transcript is spliced from 4 exons. Gene Ontology annotation, molecular function: oxidoreductase activity, acting on the CH-OH group of donors, NAD or NADP as acceptor. The record is from RefSeq and is a predicted model, not a curated record. Gene Ontology annotation, cellular component: membrane. The coding region runs from base 1 to 891 and encodes 296 amino acids.